Molecule: messenger RNA, 4181 nt
Organism: Oenanthe melanoleuca
Lineage: Eukaryota; Metazoa; Chordata; Aves; Passeriformes; Muscicapidae
Gene: SYDE2
Product: synapse defective Rho GTPase homolog 2
Exons: 7
Coding region: 126-3026 (966 amino acids)
Biological process (GO): signal transduction
Source: RefSeq, a predicted model, not a curated record
CGGCGGCGCCAUGGGGCGGUCGGGGCCGGGGCUGCCGGCGGGGCCGCCGCGCCGCUCGGGGCCCGCGCGCUCCCGCGGCCCGGGGGGCAGCGCCCGCUGAGCGCGGCGCGGAGGCAGCGCCAGGCAUGGCCGAGCCGCUCCGCAGGACGCUCUCCAAGCUGCGGGGCAGGAGGUCCCAGCGAGGCGCGGCGGCGGGCGCCGGGCACCGCCACGGCGGGGUCUGCGCCCCGCAGGAUUUCAUAGAAAACGUUUACAUAGCUUCGAGGAGCAGGAAGGAGCCCAAGUGCCCGCAGGCCAGCGAGGUGCCCGAGCACAGGCCGCAGGUGAACAGCAUCACCGUUUCCAAGAAACGCAGCUGGCUGCAGCAGAGCACCCACCGCCGGCCUCCCCCUCCUCCCCUGGAAGAACACACUGCCUGCAGGGAGGUGCCCGGGGCUGUCGUGCCAGUGCCCAGGUCCCCGGUGCCGCUGCCCGAGCCCGCGGUGCCCUGGGCUCCCUCAGCGCGGAGCUGCGCCCUGCCGGGCCCGGGCCCGCCCAGGAGCGCGGCCUCGGACUGCGGCGAGGACGGCGACGCCGACGACGAAGGAGAAAUAUGGUACAACCCCAUCCCUGAGGAUGAUGAGCCCGACCUGCCCCGGGUCCGCCCUCCCGCUGUGAACAGCCUGGCUGCUGCGGGCUCCCCGUCGGUUUGGUACAAAGCCCACCCUGGAGGUGACCCGGGGAUGGCCGCGAGUCCCCAGGAGGAGGGCACGGGGAGCGGCCGGGCGGCGCAGCCCGGUGAGGGCAGCCAGGCCGACGGCCCCGCGCCCGGGGAGCAGCAGCACCGGCAGAGGCUCGCCUGCAAGGCUCCCUCUGCGCCAGCAGCCGAGGAUGGUCCUGCCUUCAAGUGCCCUUCCACAGGGUUUGGAGCUGCCCUUGCACGCAAGCCUGAUAUACCCUCCACAGAGAUUUCUCCUCCAAGUCCCUGUCCCCUGAAAAAAAGUGGGUCAAUCAACUGGCCUUUCCCUGAUAGAAUUAAAUCUCCCAGGACCGUGAGGAAGCUUUCCAUGAAAAUGAAAAAGCUGCCAGAGCUGAGCAGGAAGCUGAGUGUGAAGGGAACUUCAAGCCAUAGUAGUUCAGAUAAUCCUCCUUCCCUGUUGAAGGGGAGCUGCCGGGAUACAAGCCAUACAGUGUCUUUGCCUUCUUCUGGAAACUCAAGCACAGCUGCCAGCAGGAAUGUGAUAAGCCGUUACCAUCUUGACAGCAGCGUGUCCUCACAACACACCUACAAAAAGAAGAGCUCAAGGAGCUCCAAAUCCUUCAACAAAGGUGGUUACCUCAGUGAUGGCGACUCUCCUGAACUUAUAACAAAAUCAGGUAAACACAGACAUGAAACCAAGUGUGGGAAAGGAAAGGAGAACCUUCCAAGUAACAGUGGUAAACCCGAAAUAGAUAUCGAUGCCUUCAGACACUACAACUUCUCUGAUCAACCCAAGUGCUCUCAGUACAUCUCUGGACUCAUGAGUAUUCACUUUUAUGGUGCUGAAGACUUAAAGCCACCACGAAUAGACUCAAAAGAUGUCUUUUGUGCAAUACAGGUUGACUCAGUAAACAAAGCAAGGACUGCCCUGCUCACAUGUAGGACAACAUUUCUUGACAUGGACCACACAUUCAACAUAGAAAUCGAAAAUGCUCAGCACUUAAAGCUGGUGGUGUUCAGCUGGGAGCCCACCCCAAAGAAAAACCGAGUGUGUUGUCAUGGGACUGUGGCUCUUCCCACUCUUUUCAGAGUCACCAAAACACAUCAGCUGGCUGUCAAGCUGGAGCCCAGGGGCCUUAUUUAUGUCAAGCUGUCACUCAUGGAGCAGUGGGAAAACUCUCUUGAUGGCCUUGACGCAGACCGUGAGCCUGUGAUGUUUGGGGUAGAUGCUCGAAAAGUUGUAGAGAAGGAAAAUGCAGGCUUGAUGGUGCCACUUCUGCUGCAGAAAUGCAUUCUGGAGAUUGAAAAGAGAGGCUGUCAGGUGGUGGGGCUGUACCGGCUCUGUGGCUCGGCUGCCGUGAAGAAAGAGCUUCGAGAGGCGUUCGAGAGGGACAGCAAGGCUGUCACUCUCUGUGAGAGCCAGUACCCAGAUAUUAAUGUCAUAACAGGUGUCCUAAAGGAUUAUCUGCGAGAGCUGCCCUCUCCCCUGAUAACCAAGCAGCUCUAUGAAGCAGUGUUGGAUGCCAUGGUGAAAAAUCCCUUGAAAAUGACAGCAAAUGGUUGUGAGAAUGACCCAAGUGACUCUGAGCACACAGCAGCCCUUCUGGAUUGCCUGCCAGAUGUUGAGAAGGCUACCCUGAAGAUGCUGCUGGAUCACCUGAAACUGGUGGCUUCUUACCACGAAGUAAAUAAGAUGACAUGCCAGAAUUUAGCUGUGUGUUUUGGCCCUGUGUUACUGAGCCAGAGGCAGGAGACCACCAACCAUAACCACAGAGUCUUCACAGACUCAGAAGAGCUUGCUAGUGCCCUGGACUUCAAAAAGCACAUAGAGGUUCUUCACUACUUACUUCAGUUGUGGCCAGUUCAUCACUCACCUGCCAAAGAGCCAGCACAUCUGAAUGUGUUCCCUGAGCACUCAUCCUCCCUGAAUUACCUGAGACCCAAGAGGCAGAGACCUCAGAUGCUGAACCUGAGCGGGACCGAGAUGUCGGGGGUGCUCAGACCGAGGCCAGCAGGUCUGGACAGCCCCUCGAGCAACCGCUAUGCAGGGGACUGGAGCAGCUGUGGGGAGAACUACUUCCUGAGCCCCAGAGAGUGCCUGGGGGAGGCAGACUACGAUGACGUCCCUUCGGAGGACACCGAGAGCGGGGAUGACAGCAGCAAAGCCGAGGAGCUGGAGGCGCCCGGCCCCGCAGAGCAUCCCCUGGGGGGCUACCUGACAGUGCCAGCUAUGGGCUCUGCAGUGGAUCACAGAGCACACCUCAAGGACCUGCAGGAAAGUAUUGAUACUCUCAUAGGAAACCUGGAAAGGGAACUCAAUAAAAACAAACUAAAUAUGAGUUAUUAAAUCCUGUCCUGCAUGACAUCUCCUUGUGCCUCCGUGCCCCUCGCUGGGCUGCCCUAGCUGUGUGAGGAGUGAUGGUGCCCCUGAGCACCUCACGGUAAGGCCAUGGCCCACCUUGUGUUAGCACAUUUGAAGCCAUUCCGUAAUGUUUCUGCCUUUCUGUUAGAAGGUAUUGUCCUGAUUUCUGUUGGAGACAAGCUUAGACUGUGAUGUGAUUCCACAUAGUGGCAUUUCUCCCUAAAAACACUAUGCACUUAGGUGGCCUGGGCAGUACCCGAUGGAAGAUAAAGCAACACCUCUGCUGUCAGUGGCAGCAGAAUUCCUCAUUCCUGAACUCCUGGCUCUGGUACAGAUGCUCCUCUCAGAGGAGGAUGAACGCUGCUUGGCCUGAGUUUUGCAGCAGGGACUUCAGAUAGACUUGUUUCAAUAUAUAUGCAAUGGCUGCUAUGAAAAAUGCUUUAUAUAAUAUUUAUAUAUAAAGUUUUAAUUGUACAAAUAUUAACGUAUUACUGUAUUAACACUUUUCAGUAAUUAUUUAAGCAAGCAAAAAUAAAUAUUUUUCUAACCCUGUUUGUAUAUAUCUAUGUAUAAAUGUGCAUGUGUCUGUAGCCAUCUUUGAGAAGAAAGGUCUCAGAAUUAUGAAAUGUUCCCAUUUCUAGGAAGGCAUGUUCAGUGAUGCCAGGACAAGGUUGCCCUUUGGGUAACACAGCUUUUGAUUUAUGCACAGAAACAUGGCCAGAGAGAAGGCAGGGUGAAUGAUUAAUGUAAAUGACCUUGUGUAUUGCAGGAACAGUGGUUUGCAGGUGUUGACUAUUAACUCUCACACACUCUCACCACCUUUCUCUGUUUGGUUUUUAUUUUUCUUACUUCAUUGUUUGUUUCUUCCUCCAUGGGUUUUUUCACAAAUAAAGAAGGUCUGGAAGGUAUUUACUUUUCAAAAAAUAUUUUUUGUUUUUCCUUUAUAACCUGUUAACUUUAUUCUUGAUGUUUUGGUACGUUUUUUUUUCUUUUCAGAGUUUCAUGUAUUUUUGUUGUGGUACCCUUGGCUGCUGCUGGUAGUUACAUGUGUUUGAGACCUCUGUAAAGGGUUGUGGCUCUGGAGAUGCAAGUUCAGCACAAAGCCAGUUACUUUGUUUUUUUUGUUUGUUUUUUGUGGUU